This is a messenger RNA of Gossypium arboreum, 1887 nucleotides long. RefSeq names its product transcription factor bHLH25-like. The coding region runs from base 226 to 1266 and encodes 346 amino acids. The record is from RefSeq and is a predicted model, not a curated record. The transcript is spliced from 3 exons. NCBI's taxonomy places the organism in Eukaryota, Viridiplantae, Streptophyta, Magnoliopsida, Malvales, Malvaceae. Gene Ontology annotation, molecular function: protein dimerization activity.
GAGAAGUAUAGAGAUUUUGGUGUAGUCCUGUCCAUUUUCAAUGGUCUUUUCACAUCAACAACCCGUGAGACAACUAGGUAUUGGUGGAUUUAUAUAAACAGGCAAGACCGCAAGACAGCUCUAAAAGUUGGUGCUCCCAUGUUCCUGCUUUACUGGAGGUUUUUCUUUUUUUUUUGACAUUUAGAAAGCUUUAAUCAUUAAAGGGAAAAUUUACCUUUUCCUUCAAUGGAGAUUUCAUCAAUUAGAGAGCUACCUGAAUUUGUAAGACUCCUUUCAAGUUAUUUCUUGUUCCUAUAUGUUAUUGAUUCAUUUGUUCUAAGUACUGUGUGUCUGCAACAGAUGUCAAAUCCUCAGGGAAUAAUGGAGGAUCCUAACUUGUUCCAUCAGUGGCAUAUGAACUCUCUUGACGAGCUCAGUUUCCUCCCAGUAACAGCUGCUGUUGAUAACUAUCCGGAUUACAGUGGCGCCAUUGGUAGACCUCCAAAGCAGCUUAAAACCAACUGCUGGGGGGAUUCAUGCAAUGUAUCAAACCUUGAAGCUUCUGUUUUUUCUCCUGACGCUCUCUCUUUUGCCGCUUCCAACAACGUAAUAAAUCCAAGGGGGAUUUUGAAGCCUAAAGAAGAAGAAGCUGCUUGUUCUAAGAGCAUGGAACCUUUCCCUUCUGAGAUCUUGUUCUCUCAAAACCCCUUUGGAACCCAGAAUUAUGUGCUUAAGGGUUGCCAUGGAUCUAAGAGGCUUGGAAUUUCUCAGACACAAGACCAUAUCAUGGCUGAAAGGAAACGCCGUGAAAAACUCAGCCAGCGGUUCAUAGCUCUCUCUGCUAUUGUUCCUGGCUUAAAGAAGAUGGACAAGGCGUCGGUGCUUGGAGAUGCUAUCAAGUACCUGAAACAACUGCAGGAGAAAGUGAAGACACUUGAGGAGCUGACUAGAAAGAAAUCAAUGGAAUCAGUUGUUUUCGUGAAGAAAUCCCAUCUCUCUGCCGCGGACAAUAUUGAUGACUUUCAUCAGCCAUUACCAGAGAUUGAAGCAAGGUUUUGUGACAAAAGUGUUCUUGUAAGAAUCCAUUGUGAGAAAAGAAAAGGAUUCCCCGAGAAAAUCAUGUCUGAACUCGAGAAAUCUCACCUAACUGUCAUCAAUAGCAAUACCGUCACAUUUGGGAGUUCCGCUGUUGACAUAACAAUUGUCGCUCAGAUGGAUAUAGAAUUCUGUAUGACAGUAAAGGAUUUUGUGAAGAAGCUUCGUUCAGCUUUUGAAUCGCUCAUGUGAACAAAUUUCCCUUUUAAUUAAGUAUAAUAAUAAGCUUUUCUAUCUUGGUAUGCAUAUAUAUAGUUUCAGAGUCUGAAAAACAAAGGUCUUAUAAUGCUCCACCAUUGAACACCAUCAUCAAGCCAUUGUUAGCUGAUCAGAUCAGGUUUAUUUUUACAAGAGGAUUGUUGUUUCCAGUCAACUUUUUUCUUUUUUCUUUUUGCAUGGACCGACUAUUUGGGCAUGUUGGGUUAAUUCCCUCUUGUUGUAUGACAUGACAGCUCCUUUGGUUUUUCUUUGGGAGGUUGAAAAUUCAACCAAACCUAUAUAUAUAUAUAUAUAUAUAUAUAUAUAUAUGAUGUCGUGUAUCCCUUUAUUUCCAAGGUUGAAAAGGGUGGAAAAAUAAACAUGGUUUUUUUUAGGUGUGUGGACAAACUGGCCUUUGUUGGAGGGUUUUAGAGGAACCUCGAGCCUCUUUCUUCUUUGUAAUAAUAUCUUAGAUAUCACUAUCUGGUUUUGUAAUAGUUUGAAAAAAACAUUAAUGAAGUAUAGUUAUACUUUCUUAUGAUGUUUGUGGUCUUGGGAAAUUCCCAAAUUUGUAAAAGCAGAAGAAAAUAUAAAAACAUGCAUGGCAUAUAUAUA